GAUAUUUUUUUAUCUUUAUUGUAAUAAGACUUAUAAUGUCCUAUUCAUCACUUAUUAAUCAGUCGGCAUUCGAUCCUCGACAGUCAGUAUUCACUGUGUACUGUCUAUAAUUAAUACAAUCUGUCUGUUUAAUUUAAUUUAGACAAAAAGCAAAAAGUACUAUAUAACCUCAUAACUCAUAAGUAUAUAAGUACACAUAUUGGAACAACGACUGAAAGCAAUAUUAUAAUUAAUAUAUUCAGACAGUACGAGAUUAACAAUGCAGUCACUUAUCCAAGUUGUGAAUAAACUGCAAGAUGUUUUUUCGGUAGUUGGUGAACAGCAGAUCGUUGACUUACCACAAAUUGUGGUUGUGGGAACACAGAGUUCCGGUAAAAGUUCUGUGCUGGAAAGCAUCGUGGGAAAAUCAUUUUUACCUCGAGGAACUGGUGUAGUUACCAGAGCGCCAUUAGUUAUACAAAUGAUUAGGUACACUGAGGAAACUAGAAGAUCCAUGUUAUUGACACAUAACAUCGAAGAUAGUGAAAACAUAACAGAAUGGGUAGAGUUUCUACAUAAGCCAAAUUAUUUUUUUUUCAAUUUCGAUUUGGUACGCAACGAAAUUGAAUCUAGAACAAACAUUCUUGCAGGAAAUAAUAAGGGCAUCACUAACAGUCAAAUUUUAUUGAAAAUUCACACUAAUCGCUAUGAUCUGACUUUCGUUGACUUGCCAGGUAUAACCAAAGUGGCGGUUGGAGACCAACCUGACAAUAUUGAUGAACAGAUCCAAAAAUUGAUUUUUUCCUAUGCAAAGCAGUCAAAUUCUAUUAUUUUAGCAGUGGUGACUGCGAAUACGGACCCCUCGACGAGUGAAAGCCUGCAAAUAGCAAAGAAGUUGGAUCCAGAAGGCAUGAGAACUAUAGCUGUAGUCACAAAAUUGGAUCUAAUUGAUGAUGGAACAUUACAAGAUACAAAAGAUCUUUUGUGUGGUCGCAGGAUUCCAGUGAAACUAGGUAUCAUCGGAGUUGUUAACAGAAGUCAAAAAGAUAUCAUUGAAAAUAAAUCAAUGGAAGCAACGCUAUCGUCAGAAACUGAAUUUCUAAAAACUAACUAUCCAGAUAUAUGUACUAAACACGGCAAUAAAGCGUUAGCUCGUACAUUGCAGAUGGUAUUAAUAACACAUAUUAAAAAAGUAUAUCCAAAACUUAAAGUUGAACUUGAGGAGAUGAAAAAUAAAUUAGGCAAGAAAUUGAUGCUACUGCAUACUCCUGAGAACAAAGUAUCGUUCGUAAUAGGACUUUUAAAAGAUAUUAGCAAAUCGUAUGAAGACACUGUGAAUGGAAAUCAAAGUGAUGUUUCGGUCGAUGAAAUAAUUGGCGGUGCAAGUGUUGCUAGAAUAAUCCAACAAAAAUAUUUAAAGACAAUAAAUGCUAUAGACCCAUUACAGGAUUUAACUAAUGAAAAUAUUGCAACGGUAUUAUUAAAUACAUCAGGUACUAACCAAAGUACUUUUGUCAACGAAAAAGCAUUGCAAAAAAUUUUAAGUCGGCAAUUAAAUAACUUAAUUGAGCCAUCGUUGGAUUGUGUAGAAUUGGUCCGCAGUGAGAUGUUAAACAUAUUGAAUUCCAUUGAUGUCAGAUUGUUGGACACACUAAGGCGAUACCCACAAUUGAAUGAGGACGUACGGCAAGUUUUUGAAAAUUUGCUGGAAGAAAAUGUAAAUAAUAUCAAAGAAUUUAUUAGAUCAUACAUAGAAUCAUAUCAAGAGUGUUUGGAUACAGCAAAUCCAGAUUUUAUAUUGGAAAUAGUAAAAUCAAAUAAUACAAUUCAAGAAGAAAUUCUAGCUGCUGCAAACAUCAAUAAUUACAAAGAUGACAGUGACUCUUCUUCCGACGGGAAUUGGAAAGAUAUGAGCAAGGACAAAAAGAUUGAAAUUAAUAGAAUACAAAUGUUGAAUCAAUUAUUAUCAGGUCUUAAUAACACCGAUGAAUCUUUAGAAUCGUCAGAACAAGUUAAAUUACAUAGAGAUUUAAGUCAAUGUUAUUUUGAGUACAUCAGGAAAAUUGUGCGAGACUUUGUGCCUAAAAGAAUAAAACACAAAAUGAUUAAUUCGUUUUUAAAAGUCCUUGAUAAGCGCUUAAAUGAAAAAAUUUUCCAAACAUAUUUAAUUGAAAAAAAAAUUGAUGAAGUACUUUUAGAAGAUGAAAGUUUCCAAAAGGAUAGACAAGAUCUUGAUAUCAAGUUGGACGCAGUUAACAAAGCUUUAAAAAGUAUGAUUGAUAUUCAAUAUUAUUAAUCUAUUCUUUGAAAAUAUAUAUUUUUACUUUUAAAUUUAAAUUUACAUGCAAUACAACAAUAGUUACUAAAAAUAAUGUUUGUUAUAAUUUUUAAAACAGGAUUAUUAUAUUUCUUAACUAUAUAUUUGAUAAUAUAGUAUAAAUGUCUUUUUAUGCCCAACUUAAAGUAAAGUUAAAUGUAAGGCAUUUUUAUUCUUUGUAACAUGUGUUUUAUUUAUUUAUUAACAAAUUUUGGCGUUUAUUCAUUAACGACAAACCCUUAAAAUAAUAAUUAUUUUUAAUUUAUAAUA
Messenger RNA from Myzus persicae (green peach aphid), 2566 nucleotides. RefSeq names its product dynamin-1-like protein. The record is from RefSeq and is a predicted model, not a curated record. Gene Ontology annotation, molecular function: GTP binding; GTPase activity; microtubule binding. NCBI's taxonomy places the organism in Eukaryota, Metazoa, Arthropoda, Insecta, Hemiptera, Aphididae. Gene Ontology annotation, cellular component: membrane; microtubule; cytoplasm. The transcript has 3 exons. The coding region runs from base 260 to 2275 and encodes 671 amino acids.